Molecule: messenger RNA, 358 nt
Organism: Perkinsus marinus ATCC 50983
Lineage: Eukaryota; Perkinsozoa; Perkinsida; Perkinsidae
Product: Gluconate 5-dehydrogenase, putative
Exons: 3
Molecular function (GO): oxidoreductase activity
Source: RefSeq, a predicted model, not a curated record
UAGGUACGCAGUAGUCACAGGGGCUUCUAAAGGGCUCGGCCGACAAGUCGCACUUAAGCUGGCGAGAGAUGGAUGGAGUCUUGUUCUUGCGUCGAGGAAUUCUGAGCUUCUCGACGAUCUCAAGAAGAGUAUAGAGAGCUCAUAUGCAGGGGAGUGCAAGGUUAUUACUGUUCCUUGUGACCUAGCCAGUGAGGACGGUCGUAGUGCUCUUGAAAGGACGGUAGAGGAUCUCCCUAUCACCCUAGUGGUUCUCAACGCUGGAGGUGCUUAUACUAGAGAUUUGGUCAACGUAUCUAAGGGGAAAGUGCGCGAUAUGCUGGGUAUCAACGUAGAGCAACAGACCUUCCUUUCACAGUAA